This is a messenger RNA of Phascolarctos cinereus (koala), 4082 nucleotides long. RefSeq names its product solute carrier family 33 member 1 (gene SLC33A1). Gene Ontology annotation, cellular component: membrane. Gene Ontology annotation, biological process: acetyl-CoA transmembrane transport. Lineage: Eukaryota; Metazoa; Chordata; Mammalia; Diprotodontia; Phascolarctidae. Gene Ontology annotation, molecular function: acetyl-CoA transmembrane transporter activity. The record is from RefSeq and is a predicted model, not a curated record.
GCCUCCCGGCCGCGAGCCUGGCCGCUCGGGGCCGCGGCCAGAAGGCUCCAGGCUGCCUCCCGCCCUGAGCCGGGGAGCCCACGGCCUCGCCCAGCCAUGUCCCCCACCGUCUCCCACAAGGACAGCAGCCGGCAGCGGCGGCCCGGCCCCGUCAACCACUGCCCGGACCUGAAAAGCGGGCCGCUGCCGCCAAGCGCCUGGGACGACGAGCUGCCCGCCGACGGGGUGGGGGGCGAGGCUGACACCGAGGCGCUGCUGCGGACUGCGGGCGGCCGGCCGCCCUGGGGCCCGCGGGGCUACCGGGCCGAGCUGAGCAACAUCCUGCUGCUGUUCUUCCUGUACGUGCUGCAGGGCAUCCCGCUGGGGCUGGCGGGCAGCAUCCCGCUGAUGCUGCAGAGCAAGAACGUGAGCUACACCGACCAGGCCUUCUUCAGCCUCGUCUUCUGGCCCUUCAGCCUCAAGCUGCUCUGGGCCCCGCUCGUGGACGCCGUCUACUUCAAGAGCUUCGGCCGCCGCAAGUCGUGGCUCGUGCCCACGCAGUACAUCCUGGGGCUCUUCAUGAUCUACCUGUCCACGCAGGUGGACCACAUGCUGGGCUACGCGGACGGCCGCAGCCCCGACGUGACGGCGCUCACCCUGGCCUUCUUCGUGUUCGAGUUCCUGGCCGCCACGCAGGACAUCGCCGUGGACGGCUGGGCGCUGACCAUGCUCUCCCGGGAGAACGUGGGCUACGCGUCCACUUGCAAUUCUGUGGGCCAGACGGCCGGCUACUUCCUGGGCAACGUGUUGUUCCUGGCCCUGGAAUCUGCAGACUUCUGUAACAAGUAUCUGCGGUUUCAGCCCCAGCCCAGAGGCAUUGUUACUCUGUCAGAAGGCAUGUUCCUUGAAACUACUUCCCACCUCAUGACUGCCUCUCCAAAUAUGUGUUUGUCUGGAGAGUGUCUGUUCCUGCUUCCUCAGCUGCUCCCUGAGUACUCUCAAACUGACUUCAACCUGUGGAAAGUCUUUCCUUCUGAUUUUCUGUUUUUCUGGGGGACCAUAUUUUUGAUAACAACAACAUUAGUUGCCCUUCUAAAAAAAGAAAACACAGAAAUAACGCCAUCGAAAGAAGAGACAAAAGGGAUCACAGACACUUACAAGCUGCUUUUUACAAUCAUAAAGAUGCCUGCAGUUGUGACUUUCUGCCUCAUGAUUUUAACUGCAAAGAUCGGCUUUUCGGCAGCAGAUGCAGUAACGGGCCUGAAAUUGGUAGAAGAGGGUAUGCCCAAGGAGCACUUGGCCCUGUUGGCCGUUCCCAUGGUCCCCUUACAGAUCAUAUUGCCUCUGAUCAUCAGCAGAUAUACUGCAGGCCCACAGCCACUAAAUGUGUUCUACAAAGCCAUGCCCUACAGAUUAUUACUUGGCUUGGAAUGUGCUUUGAUGGUUUGGUGGACUCCCAAAAUAGCGUAUCAAGGAGGAUUUCCAAUCUAUUACUAUAUUGUAGUGCUGCUGAGUUACGCCUUACAUCAGAUCACAUUGUACAGCAUGUACGUUUCCAUAAUGGCUUUUAAUGCCAAAGUCAGCGAUCCCCUUAUUGGAGGCACAUAUAUGACCCUUUUAAAUACUGUGUCCAAUCUGGGAGGGAACUGGCCUUCCACUGUGGCUCUUUGGCUGGUGGACCCUCUCACAGUGAAGGAAUGCUCGGGAGUGUCGGACCAGAAUUGUUGGACUCCUGAAGCAGCUGAACUUUGCAAAAAACUCGGUGGCUCUUGUGUUACUACAUUGGAUGGCUAUUAUGUGGAAUCUGUUUUCUGUGUUGUUUUUGGAUUCAGUUGGUGGUUCUUUGUUGGUCCAAAAUUUAAAAAACUGCAGGACGAAGGAGCAUCGUCUUGGAAAUGCAGGAGGAACAACUGAAGCAGUUCACUACAGGACGGGCCAGGAAGGGGGACUAGUUUUAAUUUUAAUGCACAUGUCAUGAUAAUCAAUGCACAGGAGUACAAAUACACUGUCCGAGGAGAAAAUUAUUAAUACAGAAAUGCCAAACGGUUAAAAAGCUGAGACCUCUAUGUAUGUGAUCUUUUUUUCCUUACCUUUUCAAUGUAAAAAUAUACUUAAGGUCAGAAAAUUGGUUCUAAAAAUAGCCUCUCUCUUCUUUUUCUUGAACCAUAUUUUUAGUUUACUGACCAAAGCAUGUUUCAGACUGCAGUGAGGUGGCUCUGGGAGAGUUCAUCAUGUCUCCCAUGUAUUGUUAUUGACCCUUUCAGCUGAGAUAUGACUCUAGACACUUUGGUGUUGGAUCAUAUUUGGGGCGGAUGCAUUAAGUGGAACGAAGUGCAGCCUGCAAAUAUGAGCAGGACUUUGUGAGAUCAACAGCUAGAAAUCUCCUUUUGGCUUUCACUUGCAGUAAUUUUAUUUGGAAUCGGCUGAGAGGGGAAAUUGAGACUACUGAGAUGCCAUUUUAACUCACUUUUCUGACCAUAACUAUGUUUUAAAGAGUAGAUCUUUGUGUUUAAAAGUAACACUUUUAAAUGUAUUUUCUGGCUUUUGUAAGCAUUUCAAGAUUUAUAAGAAGAUGAAACAAAUAUUUUUUAUAAAGUGAAAGUUAAGUUUUUUAAUUUAUUGACUUCAUGUGGGGGAAAGGAAACAUUCUAAAGCCUCGUUAACCUUUCUUAACGCUAAAUCUGAGAGGGUGUGGGGCUUUGUUACCAGGGUCUCACAACAACCGGACUUGUAGAGAAUGGUCACAUUUAGUUUCAUGUAUAUUUAAUGGCAUAAUUUCAGAAAUAAAAAGAAAGCACAAUAUUACUCAAGUAGUUUUCCUUUUUCUCCCCCCUUUAAUUUUGAAUUAAAUUAAAACAUUAAUUUUUUUAACAUCUGAUUUGUUUCAGAGAAAAUGUCAAAGAUAUUAGUGCCUUUGACAGAUUCAAAUAAAUCGUGAUGGUAACGGAAAGACCGAUUGAGAAAGCACUCUACAGUUAGUGAGGAAAGAUCUCACAGCUCACUUGUGCCCAACGAGGUGUUUGUCACGUUAUUUCCACUUGUGGUCACAGAAGCUGCAGUUGGCAAACGAAUAUUUUCUGAGCAACACUUGCUGUGAUGCAAAGUUAAGUAAAUUCAUUUUGAGUGCCUUUGCAAUUUCCAACACAUGUGUGUGUAUAUCCACUGACGAGGCACUUUGCAUACCUUAUGUUUUAAGUCAUUAUGUCUCUUUAGUAGACAUACUAAAUGGCUACUUUUAGUAGACAUUAAUACCUUUAAAAGGUAAAAAUAGAAAAGAGAAUAUCUUCUGGUACUGAUUUUUAAUCCUUUUGAAUUAAAUUUCAUAAGGUGCUCUUUCUGUUUUCCCUAGCCAUGUUUGUUUUUUUUUUAGUGAGUUGAUUUUGGCUGAAAAAUGUUUACUAAUUUAUGACCUUGUUAAUUUUGUAAUAUAAACUAUAUAGUGAGUGGGGUUUUAUGACUAUCAGAAUACAAGCUGAGUGACUUUUUUUAAGGCAGUUAGCAUAUGAAGGCCAUGUAAAAGAUGUCCUGUAAGCCUCUAGGAUUGUCAGUAUUUUUGGCCCACUGCUGAUGUUGGGGGUGGAUGCCACGUCCUGAUGACUCCCCAGGGAGACCCUCGUCCUAGGUAGAAGAUGGCAACAUUGAGUCCGGCAUGCCAGACACCUGUUGUGUUAGCAGAUUAUGCUGUUGCUCGGCUGGUCCAACGUUGUGUAUUUCGUUUAAAAUGAUUUACUUGAAUAAAGGAAAAAUAGCUCUUAAUGUGAAAUGUAGUUUUAUCUUUAGUAUUUUGAAUUUAAAAGCUUAAAGUUUAGUUAAUGACAUGAUUGCAUUGUUCACCUGAUCCAUGGGAAGGCCAAUACAAGUAUAUGAAUAUAUGAGUUGUAACUUUAAGCCUAUGGACACUUAAAUAACUUGGACAUUCAAAAAGCAUUUUUUAAGUUAAGACUUGACAAUAAAAAGUCAUUUAUUGCAACUAGACGAAUUUAUGGUAGUCAUUUUAAAUAGAGCCACAUAAUAACUAAUAGUCAUAAAUUAAGUAUUUGGUAUAUAAAUGAUUGUAAUAUGCCAAGGUGAUUUGUUAAUAAAAUUUCACAUUUGAAAUAUCA